Molecule: messenger RNA, 3170 nt
Organism: Acanthopagrus latus (yellowfin seabream)
Lineage: Eukaryota; Metazoa; Chordata; Actinopteri; Spariformes; Sparidae
Gene: lactbl1b
Product: lactamase, beta-like 1b
Exons: 7
Coding region: 592-2295 (567 amino acids)
Source: RefSeq, a predicted model, not a curated record
AUUCGCUGCGCCCAAAGUGAUUGUACUUUUCAGCUCACGCUCUGGCUAAAAGGCGCAACCCUAUCGCCCCGGCUCAUCUUGUGUUGGUGCCAUCUUUGUCAGCUCGAGCGGCUCGGCGGUGGGCUCCGCGAGGCGAGGCUGGACUGAAGUGAAUUGAUUCGUGGGGAUUAGGGAUUAAGACUUCCCCGGCUGCUUCGGUGGAGUAAAUCUGGGGAUUAUGAUGUCAACAGCCUGUGGCUGCAGGAGAGGAAAUUGAAUUGUGAGGGACGGGAGUGCCGAUGGGCCGGGAUUACAGCACAGUCAGUGAGAAAUCAGAGAUGGGCGUCCAUGUCUGUGCCUUUCUCCUGCUCAGGAAACCCUCCAUGGAGCACCAUUUACUGCCUUUGAGGAACAAAGGAGUCACUCACAUAGGAGAAGCAACUCUGAGUAAAUGUUUAGGAUGUUGAUUGAGUGAGAAGACGAUUUCUGUGUCCCUGGUAAUCCGGUCCAUCCUGCUUGGGCCCUGUGAAGCAUCAGGUGCCAUCUCCCGCUGCGGCUGCUCCCGCUCCCGCUGCGACCGUUAAAUUCGAAGGACUCACAAAAACCAGCAGGAUGAAGGUGAAAUGGACCCAGCUGGGUUUGGUGUUCUUCCUCGUUUUAUCUCUGGUGAUGACAGGAUGCUUCUUCUGGCAAUAUCAGCUGCCAAAACUUCUGCCAGAUGAAGCGAUGGGUCGCAACGCCAAAUUGGAGAUGAUGUGUCCCCGUUUCCCCGAGCCUCUGCCCCUGGAGCACCCCAUCCCCAGUCUGAAAGAGGCCCUGGAGAAGGUGGACGUUUUGCUUCGGCAGUACAUCAACCCCAUCAGCCUUCCCUCUCUGUCAGCCAUCGUCAUCUUAAACGACACCGUUCUGUGGACCGGCAACUUCGGAAAAAGGAACAGCAGCGACCCGAACUCAGGAGCCCCCAACGAGUACACGAUAUACAGAAUCGCCAGCCUAUCAAAAAUCUUCCCGACGCUGAUGCUGUAUAAACUGUGGGAGGACGGGAAGAUCGGCUCCCUCGACGACCCUCUGGAGAAAUAUGUGGAGAACUUCACCAUCAAGAACCCUCUGGGGAAGACGCGGGACUCGGAGCUGAAAUAUGUGACAGAUGGCCUGAUAUUUCUGGACAGCGGGGAGGUUCAGAUCCGCUCGUCCUCAGUCACCCUGCGCAGGAUGGCCAGCCAGCUCUCAGGUCUACCCAGGAGACUCCGGGCCACAAACCUGCUGUGGAAAGGAAAAACACAAUCUGCAAUAAAUCUGCUACAAGACGACGUCCUUGUCGCAGAUCCAGGCACCAAAUGUCACUACAGCAACCUGGCCUUCUCGCUGCUGGCUCAUGUGCUGGCCGAGCGAGUGGCCUCCACCGACUACCAGAAGUGGAUCACCGACAACAUCCUGGACCGGCUCGGGAUGGAGGACACGGGCUUCGACAUCACUCCGGGGCUCCAGGGCCAGGUGGCUGUGGGAGUGUACUCCAACGGGAAACCGGCCCCGCUCUACGAUCUGGGCUGGUACCGGCCUUCUGGUCAGAUGUUCUCCACGGCCGCAGACUUGGCCAAGCUCGCCAUGGUGCUGCUUGGGGCUUAUCACCGCAAGCUGCUGGAGCCGGACUCGUUAAAGAUCAUGCUGACCCCGCUCUUCAGGUGCGAUAAGGACUACUUUGCAAACCGCACCGGGACGCCGUGGGAGGCGAAUGAGCAGCUGGGCUACGAGGUGGUGCGCAAAGACGGCGAUCUGGACGGAUACUCUGCCACCUUCUCCCUGGUUCCUAGACUGAAGCUCGGUCUAGUGGUGCUAAUGGCUGGCAGCCGGUCUCAGAACCAGGAUGUGGUCACCAAGGCUUACAACUUCAUCAUCCCAGCCAUAGAGAAAGCCUUCAGGGAGGCCAAGAAGAUCCUCUUCCCUCCGCCAAACCCGGAGCCUUAUGUUGGCUUUUUCACUUACAGCAACAUCACCUUCUACGAGAUCAAAGUCGGGACGGAUGGCGUUCUGAUCAUGCAACAGUUUGGGCCCCAGAUUGAAGAGCUGAUCCCAGAGAAGUUCAGGACAAUAAAGCUCAACUACCUGGUGGACAGGGUGUUCAGAGUGGUUUUUGAAAAGGAGUACCCUUGUGUUUUACAAGUCGGCUCGGCCUCGGUGUCCCUGGAAGCCCAAGACGGCCAAUUAUUUAACUUCUACACAUUUGACAAGCGCGGUUUGUCCCCUGGUUUUGACGCACCGGGACUGAAUACAUAUAAUGUGGUGAGAAUAGCCCGCAAGCCAUCCUUUUCAAGCUGAACUGCAGCAAUGCUGUGUCAUACAGACAAAUGUGUCCUUGGGAUAUGUGAUGGUAAACAAAUAAACGGCCAUGUGCUACUGAAAGACUGAAUAGAACAGUUGGCGUCAUUCCGCAGUCAAAGAUUAGGAUUAUGCUCAUGAUUUAUUGAGUGGGACAGCAUUAUGUAUAAGGUCUUGCACAGAAAAUGAAUUUCUCUGCUGAAUGAUGUAUAUGACAGUCCUCUUCACCACGGUCCUUCAUUGUGCCUCCUAACUGAACGCCCACAUUAUGGUGAUAUAAGGUGCUUGUCUUUUCUCCUGCUAGCUUUUUAAACCGCUCUCACAUUGUCCUCACCUCCUCUGUCCUUGAGUUCACAUGAGCGACAUACAGCAGAACACCGGCUCACAGCAAAACUCACUGUUGUUGUCAUUUACAUAAAUAUUUUCAUAGAAUAAAUUAUCUCCAUUUCUUGGACCAACGCUGCAGCUGUCGACGACUCAUACAUAUUCAUCCCUCCAUCGUGAAAGUGGGGGAAAAAAUAAUCAAUUUAAUAUCCUUCCAUGUUACUUGUGGAAGGUAAAUGAGGACAUGAAUAUAAACAUGAAUACACAUGACUUAUACUUCAACACUGACGUUGCCAUAGGUACAGACCUGCUGAUUUAAUGUUAACAAUCAAGAGUGUAAAUGUGACCAAGACGCAGAAUAUUUAUGAUUAAGAACAGAGAGGCUUUUUGUUGCCUGCUGGAAACUUACAGAGACAAAUGUACAAAACUAACCCCCUCGUAAGACGACAUUUCACCUUUCAUAUACGAGAUUUCCUCUCUGACGGCCUGAUGGAAAUGGAUUAAUAUUGGAAGUGUCGCCCACUCUUGAAGCAUCUGGUGCAACGAGUGAU